Molecule: messenger RNA, 5265 nt
Organism: Drosophila rhopaloa
Lineage: Eukaryota; Metazoa; Arthropoda; Insecta; Diptera; Drosophilidae
Gene: Oseg2
Product: intraflagellar transport protein 172 homolog
Exons: 5
Coding region: 1-5265 (1754 amino acids)
Biological process (GO): intraciliary transport
Cellular component (GO): axoneme; ciliary basal body; intraciliary transport particle B
Molecular function (GO): protein binding
Source: RefSeq, a predicted model, not a curated record
AUGCAGCUUAAAUACCUGCGGACAUUGUUGGAGGGUCAGGAGCAAAUCCAGCGAAUAGCAGGACUAGCCUGGUCUCCCAAUCAGCUCAAAUUGGCCAUAGCCACUGCGGAUCGUCACAUUCUCCUUUACGAUGAUGCGGGUGAAAGACGUGAUAAGUUCAGCACCAAGCCAGCAAAUCCCUCAAACGGAAAGAACUCCUAUGUGAUCCGCGGAUUGGCCUUUAGUCCGGACUCCACCAAACUGGCGGUGGGUCAGAGCGAUAGCAUCGUCUAUGUAUACAAACUGGGGGAAUCCUGGAACGACAAGAAGGUGAUAUGUAACAAGUUCCCGCAGGCCAGCGCAGUGACUGCUCUGAUUUGGCUCACUUCGGGCUCUAUUAUUGCAGGACUCGAGGAUGGGAAGGUUCGUGCCCUGCACAGCAAGAACAACAAGUCGCAAAGCCUUUAUGGCGGCGACAGCAUUUGCAUUUCGCUGGCGGCGAAUACCAAGGGAACUGGUUUUCUGAGUGGUCACAACGAUGGCACCAUCAUACGCUACUUUAUGACGGAUGAGGCCACGGAACCACUUGGUAGAGUGGUGCAGCAUCCAGUUCCUCCUUUUGCUUUGGCUUGGCCACAAGGUGGAUUUUGCGCCGGUGGCUGUGAUCAGCGGAUUGUAUUCUACGAUAGCAUGGGUCGUCAGCUGCGUACCUUUGACCAUUCCCGAACGGAGGGCGAGCGGGAGUUCACGGUGGCCGCCUGUAGUCCAAAUGGCCAGGCGGUGGCCUUCGGCAGCUUCGACAGGAUUCGCAUCUUCGCCUGGAGUCCUCGGCAAGGAGCUUGGAGCGAGAGUGCCAGCAAGGAGGUGGCUUGUUUGUACACCCUGAGCAGCCUCCUCUGGCGCAGGGAUGGAGCCCGACUCGCCCUGGGAUCCGUGAGUGGGGCAGUGCUCCUCUUCGAGUCCGUUCUGCGACGCACCGUGUGGCAGGACAAGUUUGAGCUGAUCUUCGUGGCACCCAGUCAACUUCUAGUGAGGUCCUUGACCGAACCCUCGCAACAGCUCACCAUUGAAUCGCAGCUGGGUCUGGAGAUCGAUGACGUUAGGAUCAUGGGCAGGGACAAUUACCUGGUGGCUCGCACCGAGGAGUCCCUGAUCCUUUGUGACCUGACCCGCAAUCUGAGCAGCGAGGUUCCCUGGACCGCCUCCGGUCACCACGAGCGGUUCUACUUCGAGAACCCCACUGUUUGCCUGGUCUUCAAUGUGGGUGAACUAAGCUUAGUGGAAUACGGGGAUAACUCCAUCUUGGGAUCGGUUCGCACUGAAUUCGUGAAUCCCCAUGUGAUCUCAGUGCGUCUAAAUGAGCGAGGAAAUGCGAGGGAAAACAAAAAGCUGGCAUUUCUCCUGGACGCCAAGACCAUUUGCGUGGUGGAUCUGGUGAGUCGGAUGACCAGUGGUCAGAUCAACCACGAGACCAAGAUCGAUUGGCUGGAGCUGAGUGAGACUGCCCAUAAGCUACUCUUCCGAGACAAGAAGCUGCGUUUGAUUUUGGUGGAUAACUACACGGGUAAGAAGCAGACCCUGCUCAGCAAUAUAUCCUUCGUGCAGUGGGUUCCCCAGAGCGAUGUGGUGGUGGCCCAGAGCAACUCCAACCUGGCCAUUUGGUACAACAUCGAUCUGCCCGAGCACGUCACCAUGCAAAGUGUUCGGGGUGAAGCCAUCGAGGUGCUCCGCGAGAAUGGUCGGACUGUAGUCAGAUCUCAGGACGGACCAAGUGAACACAAUUACCAACUAGACGAAGGCCUCGUGGAAUUUGGAACCGCGGUGAAUGACAGUGAUUUCGGGAGAGCCGUCCACUUUUUGGAAACCCUGGGAGACAAACCCGCCGCCAAGGCCAUGUGGCAUAAUCUGGCACUGAUUUCCCUGGAAGAUGGAAACCUCCGAGUGGCUCAGAGGUGCUAUGCUGCCCUGGGUAAUGUAUCCAAGGCGUACUAUCUGGCCGAGAUGAUCCAGCAGGCGGAUGAGUUCGAGGAGUCCUCUGGUUCCCCCGGCAUUCUCUGUCCCGAAGUCCGUGCCAAGAUGGCUCUGCUGGGAUCAGAUUUGCGCACUGCGGAGAGGAUCUAUCUGGAGCAGGGAGAUAUCGAGGCAGCUCUGAAGAUGUACCAACAACUGGGAAUGUGGGAUGAGGCAGUGGCUCUGGCGGAGAGGCGUGGCUACAACAGAAUCUCUGAGCUGAAGCAGCAGCAUAUGGACUACCUACUGAGUAGCGAACAGCAGGAGAAGGCUGGUCAGGUUCUGGAGGAGCAGGGGGAUCUCCAGCAGGCCAUGUCAUUGUUUCUGAAGGCCAACAAACCGGCGAGGGCAGCCCGAUUGGCCCUGAAGACACCCCACAUCCUGCAGGAUGAGCAGGUGAUGCUGCAGGUGACAGAAGGACUCGUUCGCUCGGAGCUCUAUGAAUUAGCAGGGGAUAUAGCCCAUCGUUUAUCCCGUCCAGAAGCAGCCUUAGCUCUCUACAGAAAAGGAGGAGCCUAUGCCAGAGCCUUGGAACUGGGACGUGUGGUGGCCCCGCAGGAGGUGACUGCCCUGGAGGAGGAGUGGGGCGACUGGCUGGUGGGCCGCAAGCAACUGGAUGCUUCCAUCAAUCACUACAUCGAAGCGGGAGCCACCCAAAAAGCCCUGGAAGCUGCAGUGGGUGCCAAGCAAUGGCGCAAGGCGGUGCAAAUAGCCAAGGUCCUGGACGAACCGGAGCUCAUCCAGCGCUAUGCCGUGGAUCUGGCCAAGCAUCUGGCCUUCGCAGGAGAUCUGGAUGGAGCGGAGGACAUGCUGGUGCGGGCCAGUCUGCACAAGGAUGCCAUAGAGCUACUGAAUCGCCAUGGCAAAUGGGAGCGGGCCUAUGUAAUUGGGGAGAAGUAUCUGAAGGCGGAUCAACUCCGGGAACUCUUCGUUCAACUGGCAGGCACUCUGGAGGAGCAGGGAAAGUUCAGAGAUGCGGAGAAGGUCCUCAUAGCGGUGAAUGAACCCGACCUGGCCAUAGCCAUGUACAAGCGGCGGGAACUCUACGACUCCAUGAUCCGUCUGGUGGAGCGGCAUCACAAGGAUCUGCUGGACAGCACCCAUCUGCAUUUGGCACGGCAACUGGAGUCCCGUGGCAAACUCAAGAACGCCGAGAUGCACUUCGUGGCCUCCGGGGACUGGAAGUCCGCCGUGCACAUGUACUGCUCCUCGGGUCGCUGGGAGGAUGGCUACAGGGUGGCCAAGCAGAAGGGCACCGAGGGAGCCAGCCAGCAGGUGGCCUACAUGUGGGCCAAGUCCAUGCCCACCGAGAGUGCGGUGCGAUUGCUGAGUAAGCUGGGACUUCUGGACACGGCAGUGGGAUUUGCCUGCGACUCCGGGCAAUUCGAGUUCGCCAUGGAACUGUGCCGGUUCGCGGGCAGACCCACGGAUGAGGUGCACCUGAAGAUCGCCAUGUCGCUGGAGGAUGAGGGGAAGUUCGAGGCCGCCGAGGCGGAGUUCCUCAAAGCCAACAAACCCAAGGAGGCCAUACUGAUGUACCAGCAUGCAGGCGAUUGGCAAGCGGCCCUGAAUGUGGCCGAAUCCCAUCUGCCCGAUGCAGUGGGUGAAGUUCUCAUUGGACAGGCUGCAGCCGCUUUGGAAACCCGUAACUACAAGGACUAUGAAGCUCUGCUUCUGAGGGCCCGUCGUCCGGACUUGAUUGUGGAGCACUACAAACAGGAAUCCCUCUACGAAGACGCCCUGCGCAUCGCCGAGGAGCACUACCCGGCGGCCUUGAAUGACCUGAGGCGUCUCCAGGCGCAGCUCCAACGUGGUCAAGCCCAAGCUCAGGCUGGCGAAGAUGCAGCCUCGAUCUCCCGUGCCUACCUGCAAAGAGCAGCCGAGUUUGCCAAGAAGGAGCAAUUCCGCAAGGCAGCCGAGUGCCUCAUGCAAAUAGACUCCUCCAAUGCCGAGGAUGCUGCCACUUUGGAGAGGGCUCUACUACGGGCCGCCGAGAUCUGCAAUCAGUUUCUGGAGGGACAGGAUGCCCAGGAGUUGGCUACAUCACUGGGACCGCGACUACUGGCCAUCAAGCAGAUAGGACCUGCCGCCCAACUCUAUUUGGCUGCCGAUAUGCCCAAGCAGGCGGUGGAUGUGUUCAUCAAGACGGAACAGUGGAGCAAGGCACGUCGGCUGGCCAAGGAGAUUGAUGCGGAUCUGCAGCUGCUGGCCUAUGUGGAGCAGCAGCAGAAGGCCAGCCUGAGGCACGAGGGCAACAUCGAGCAACUGGCGGACAUAGACAUAGUGUCCGCUCUGGAUCUCCUCGCGGAACAGGGUCAGUGGCAGCGGUGCCUGGAGAAGGCCAAGCAGCUGAAUCCCGCCCUGCUGCAGAAGUACGUGGCCGUCUAUGCAGCCCAGCUCAUCCGCGAGGGCAACUGCACCACUGCCCUGGGACUCUACUUGAGCUAUGGAGCCCCGCCGAUCGAGGCCCACUUCAAUAUCUACACCAGGAUCGCCUUGGAUUGCCUGGCUUUGAGGGAGGAGCAAACGGAGGGUGGAUCCCUGUGGCGCCAGUUGAGGGACUUCCUGUCCCGCCUUCUGCAAUCCCUUAAAUCCUCUCCAGAGCUGGCGCAAUCCCCCUUUACAUCCAGCAUGGAGCAGUUCCUCCUAAUAACCCAUUACUACGCCACCAGAGCAGCCUGCAAGGAGGUGCAGUCCCUCCAACCAGUGGCCCUGCGUUUAUCCUUGGCUCUACUUCGCCACACCGAUCUCCUGCCGGUGGACAAAGGUUUCUACGAAGCUGGGAUGGAUCUCCGCCAGGCAGGUCGGGAAUCCGAGGCCUUUGUGAUGCUCAAUCAUUAUCUGGACGUGUGCGAGGCCAUCGAGGAGGGUUCCGGCCAGUUGGUGGACCAUUCCGAUCUGGCUAGCACCGAUUUUCCCAGCUCCGUGCCUUUGCCGGAGGACAUCCACCUGAAGAACGAUCCCAAUCUGCACGAGGAGGUGCGUGAAUGGGUGCUGGCGGUGAGCAUGGAUCAGCAGGUGGACCAGCAGCUGCCCACCGAUGAUCGCGGUCUGUACGAAUCCAGUUUGGGACCGGAUGACUUGCCCUGCAUGUUGAGUGGGUUUCCCGUGAGAGGUCGUCAGCCGGUGACCUUUCAGGGAUCGAGCAACCAGGUGAACCGCGAUGUGUGGAGCAAGUUCUCGGUGGCCGUGAAGAUGUCCCCGGGCAGUGGCAUUGCUGACAUCAUUGGCUUCACCGAAAAGUGGCAGGGAGCGGCCAACUACGUCAUGCACUAA